This is a messenger RNA of Purpureocillium lilacinum, 3027 nucleotides long. NCBI's taxonomy places the organism in Eukaryota, Fungi, Ascomycota, Sordariomycetes, Hypocreales, Ophiocordycipitaceae. The record is from RefSeq and is a predicted model, not a curated record.
AUGUCGCCGAUCCGAUCCCGAGGCACCCGUGCGCGUGCGCGCGCGCGCCCGUUCUACGUCACCAUUCUCCUCCUGUCCCUGCUGACGGCCUAUGCAUUCCUGUCGCAGCAUGGGCGCCGCCACCAUCUCGACCACGAUGUCGACCGAGACGCCUCGCUUCUCACCCGCCGCGCAAAAGCACCCGAAUGCAGCGAAGUCCACUCGGCCGAAGACCAAUGCGCCUUCGUCAGGCAGUACUGCAAGGACGACGAUGCGGGCCUCCUUCCAUACCUCGACUUCUACUAUUGCGGCCUCAGCCAUGCUCAGCCGGUAGCAUUUGUCCUGCUGGUGCUGUGGCUGGGCUUACUCUUCACCACGAUUGGCAUCGCCGCCAGCGAUUUCUUCAGCAUCAAUCUCAGUACCAUCGCCACGAUCCUCGGCCUGAGCGAGAGCUUGGCCGGCGUCACGUUUCUCGCCUUUGGCAAUGGGUCGCCUGAUGUCUUCAGCACCUUUGCCGCCAUGAGCUCCAAUAGCCCCGGCAUGGCCGUGGGCGAGCUCAUCGGGGCGGCCUGCUUCAUCACAGGUGUGGUCGCCGGCUCCAUGGCGCUGGUACGCGAAUUCAGAGUGGAUAGAAAGACAUACACGCGCGACAUUGGCUUCUUUAUCGUUGCUGUGUGUUUCACCAUGGCAUUCCUCGCAGACCAAGAGCUUCUGUUUUGGGAGUGUUGGGCGAUGAUAGGGUACUAUGUUAUAUACGUUGUCACCGUUGUCGGAUGGCAUUGGUACUCGACGCAGAGGAAACGACGACUGCGGCGAGAAGGUGAAGCACGCAGUAACUUUUACGGAGCUGUGGGACAGUCCGGGGACGAGUUGGCUGGGGAGCCUUACAGAGACGAACCCGAGGACGCCGACCAGGAGGUACGAGGCUCGUCGAGACGCAGCUCGUCCGCGCCGGCAACCGCCUCCUUCGAGCAAGGGCCGAGGAUUGAAGUAGAUGGCCGAGCAGAAAACAUCGACGCCGCCUCCAGCGAUGAGGACGUCGACGGAGACCACGAGCGCAUGGUGGCUGCCGAAGUCACGAGGAACAUGCGAGUCUUGCGGACUGGACCGAAACGGCACCAUAACAUGAAUCCCAUCCGACCUAGUCUGUUCGGAGCGCUCGAAUUCCGAUCCGCGCUGGCGCAGCUGCAGCGGGAAAGCAAUCUCCAGCUUUCUCCCAUCUCUGGCCGCAGCCAUUCGGAAAACCUCAUCAACCGUCGCGCCAGAAGAGGCACCGUCGCCGUCACUUCCCACCUCUACGACGACAGCCAGGACGCGAUCUCACCGACCGAUGCAACGACAGCACGCAGAGAUCGUGCGCUGUCGUCCGGGGAUAUGCCGACCUCUUCGGCGCCCGCCAUCCCGAUGCUGAGCGACCACUUGGACGCCGAACAAUCAAGUCUUCAGCGACCAGAGGACCACGACAGUAGUCAGAAGGCUCCAACGCCAACCCUAUCUUACCAAAUAGGUGGAAACCUUGCACCGCCUCCUACGGACUCUAAGGGAACACUUCUCGACGACUCGCAUGAUGGUACUGGGGAGCGGGCACAUUCGCCCAAAUUGAAGCUGCAGAUUCCGAGCCGGCGCAGCAGCCAGAGCAACCUGUCGUCUCCGAGCACUCCAUUUCCUCGAUUCUCAGAAUCGCCAAUGCUACUCACGCCCCAUCCACAAUCCGGGCAUCCCGAAUUCAUGCUCCUCCCUUCCCCAGCUGUCGCCAGGAGAGACGACCACUUCCCCGACCUGCAGAUGCCCUUACAAGUUGCCCGUCCCGUCAAGUGGUGGCCGUACUCGGUGUUGCCGCCACCGCACGUGCUCCUGGCUACUCUGUUCCCAACGCUACAAGGCUGGCAAGAAAAGACAUACUGGGACAAGUUUGCGAGCGCCCUAUCAGUGCCCACCAUCUUUUUGCUGGUAAUCACAUUGCCAGUCGUGGACUCGGAGACAAACGAGGACGACGCGUCCAUCGAUGGGACUAUCGUGGAGCCAGUGAGCCGGCCGCUUCUUGCUCACUCUGCACCUGCUGUUUCCGUUGAGCCGCGAGAGAUUGAACCAGAGAGCGAGUGGGAGCGGUAUCGCCGUCGCUCGUUGAUCCGGCAUGGCAGCCAUCAGCUGGUCCCUAACCUGUCAUCCAGUAUGCCCCUUCCUCUGGAACAGGAGGAGACUGCGGUAGAGUCGGCUAUCGCGCCGUCGCCGCGGCCGUCGAGCCUCCCACCGAAAUCCGCAUCGAAUCUCCCGUCAAUAAGCAACGCCAACGAUGAGUGUGCACCCUGGAACCGGUGGCUCGUCUGCCUACAGUUGUUCUCUGGACCGCUUUUCGCAGUGUUCGUCCUGUGGGCAAACCUGGCAGAGGAUUGGGACGAACCCGGCAGAGAGCUUGUGAAGAUGGUGCUGUACACACUUCUGUUCUCGCUUGUGCUCUUGGCUGUUUUGCUCUUGACAACAAGUGAGCACCAGCGACCCAAGUUUCAUUACAUUCUUUGUUUUCUCGGAUUCAUCAUUAGCAUUGCGUGGAUUUCAACUGUCGCCGGCGAAGUCGUUGGAGUUUUGAAAGCCUUUGGUGUCAUUCUCGGAAUAUCCGAGGCUCUGCUGGGUCUAACCAUCUUCGCGGCGGGCAACAGUAUUGGCGACUUGGUGGCUGACAUUACGGUUGCCCGGCUUGGCUACCCUGUUAUGGCACUAUGCGCCUGCUUCGGAGGGCCGAUGCUCAACAUAUUACUAGGCAUCGGGAUAGGUGGUGUGAUGAUGAUGGUCCAAGGCGCCAACCGAAAACACAAGAAGCACCCCGAGAAGCCACUUCGAUACGGACCGUACCCUGUCCAGGUCGGCGGGACUUUGCUGAUAUCGAGCGUCACACUGCUCGUCAUGCUUUUACUGUUACUCAUUCUCGUCCCUUUGAACAAGUGGAUUCUAAGCCGCAAGAUAGGUUGGUGCUUGAUUGCAUUAUGGACUGUCAGCACGAUCUUGAACGUCGUGGUGGAGGUGACUGGGAUCUGGGGAAUGGAUGCCUAG